AUGCACAGCACAAAAUGCAAAACUUGCAGGUGCAUGGAGGACUUAUUCUCAAAUCACAAAAAUACUUUGGGAUCGCUUCAUCGUGUCAUAGAAUAUUUAGAAAAGUACGGUUCCUCUACAAUUUUUAGAGAUGUCAAAAGGGCCGUCAACUUUUACCGGAUUGAGAAAUCCGAAGAAGAAGUGACAUCUCGUUGGAAAGAUAAAUAUCGUCGAGAACUGAAAAAAGUUUCAUUUUCUUGUUCGGGAGAUGGUGCAAAUAAUUAUAAACCAACAUGGACCUAUUUUGAGAUGAUGGGUUUUUUGAAAGAUGUGAUGACUCCAGCAGUUAAGUCUGGAAAUUUAUCAACCUGUCACCAAUCUGAUGAUAAAAUUGACGUUGAAAUAGAAGAUGACGACACAAGAGAUACCGAUAUAGAAGUUCCGCCAUCCACAUCGAUAACAUCUAAUGUGUCAGAGAAACAACCAUAA
Brassicogethes aeneus is the source of this 468-nucleotide messenger RNA. Lineage: Eukaryota; Metazoa; Arthropoda; Insecta; Coleoptera; Nitidulidae. The record is from the annotation of a GenBank genome assembly.